AUGACUACCACUAAGACACCCCCAGUCUCCGCGCAGAAUCAAGGUGCUCUACCACCACCCCCUCGAGGAGACAUCACCACUCCGCUUUUAUUUAGCCGGCAGUUCCCUCCCGAUGAAACACCUUAUAUGUACAUCAAGUGUCCCCCUCCAGAGGGAGUCCCUUAUACCAACAUUCGCGGCGAACCGAGCAUGGUGACUGUUCAAGACCUGCGCGGCAAGGAGUCCUCUGUCAAUCUCGACCACGAUUCCAUCCAUAUUGUUCAGGGCGUCCCCAUCUCCAAGACCAAUUUCGACAACGAGGAGGACAUCCGGAAGAACUACUAUCCACUAGUAGAACAGCAGAUUCUGGCCAACGUCCCCGGUGCCACCAAGGUGCACAUCUUCCGCCAUGGGAUCCGCCACACGAAGAACUUCCCCGUGCCUUAUAAUCCGCCCGCAUUGAUUGCCCAUCUGGACCAUACGGGGGAUGCGGUGGUCGAUCGCGUGAGAUAUCACCUGGACGAGGAAGAGGCCGAAAAGCUGCUGCUGGGCCGCUACCGUGUGAUACACUUCUGGCAGCCCCUAAACGGCACCGUCUACACCUGUCCGCUCGCGAUUGCAUCGAGUGCCACCGUCAAGGACGAAGACAUUGUCACCAUGGUCUCCCAUCUCAAGGAUUUCUCGGAAGAUUUUGGCGCUCCCAUCUAUCGAGACCAUCAGAAGUGGUACUAUCUCUCCGGAGUAGGGGCUGACGAGGCGAUCAUGUUACAGAUCUUCGACUCGUAUGGAUCGAAACCAGGCAGUGGGGUCAAGGGAGGGCGCGCGGUCCAUGUCGCUUUCAAGGAUCCUCGGACGCCGCCGAACGCCCCAGAUCGCUGGAGUAUUGAGACCUCUGCGCUUGUCUUUGGACCAUGA
Messenger RNA from Penicillium roqueforti, 894 nucleotides. RefSeq lists its product as uncharacterized. Gene Ontology annotation, molecular function: oxidoreductase activity. Lineage: Eukaryota; Fungi; Ascomycota; Eurotiomycetes; Eurotiales; Aspergillaceae. The transcript has a single exon. The coding region runs from base 1 to 894 and encodes 297 amino acids. The record is from RefSeq and is a predicted model, not a curated record.